UCAAAGCAUAUGUUUGAAUUUUGACGUAGGUUGGAUACAUUUUAUUGAUAAAAAAUGUAAAUAAUAUGUAAACACCGUUUAACUCUAAAAUCUUUAUUGGUAAAUAAAAAAGAUUCUAAGUUACGUGAUCUUAUGACUAUUCAAGGUUAAAACAUUAAUCCAUAAUGUAAAUAGUUAGAAUAGUGUAAAAUAUGCCGUUGUUGUUAUAAAAAAGCAAGGUCGUCGUUCUAGUAGAUGGUACCAAAAUGCAUGGAACGCGAAGAGUUGUAACAUUUUGUUUGCUCACUACAGUUUUGCCAUCAAUACUCAUUAUAUUUCCAUUAUACCUUAGGCAUAUAAGAUAUGCUGAUGUUAUGUAUAAAAUAUCAGAUUCUGAUGUCAUACAAAUACAUAAGGGUCAGUCAUCAAUAUUUUGUGAAAAACAUUCCUUAAAAAUGAAUACUACAUUUAAUGCAUUCCAAAUGAAGGGUAGGCCACGUUUGUCUAAAAAAAGAAAACAUAUAACUUUAAAGAAGUCAAUGUCUUUGCCGGAUGAUACAUUAGAAUAUUGGGGGUUCUACCUAUUCUCUGGGGCUACUGUUGAAUUAAAAGCUUGUUCUAGAUAUGAAGGUUCAAAAAUAUUGAUUGUAAAAGGAGAUAAAAUAUUAGAUACAUGUGGCAUUCUAGAAGGAAGUAAAUAUAAACAGGAACCUCCUCUAAUUGGUAAAAAUGGUCAUGUUUUGGUAACUCUACAAAGACCUACUGAAAAAGAAAAUAUUAAGAAAUUAAGUACUAAUCAUAUGCAUAAAAAGAAAAAUAUUUAUGAAAAUGUCAGUGAAACCGAAAUACUACAUAAACAAAGGGAAAAGCGUGAUACACUCAAUCCCUCAAUACAUAACCCUAACACAAUAUUAGACACUGGCGUUAACCAUGGAGGUAAUGCUUUUAAUACAUCAAAGCUACAAGAAGAUGCAUCUGUAUCCAGCUUUGAAAACAACCUGCAUUUAUGUUAUAAUAAAAAUAUACUCAUAAAUGAAUAUUUUCCAUAUUCAAUGCAAUGCAAUAACACCAAAUAUUUAGAAGAAACUACAACACUUAAAGUUAUUCAUGAAGUUACAUCUGACGGAUAUUAUUACUAUAUAUUUUAUAGCGAUAAUGACUUUGUUGUGAAUGAUGUUCAUGCAAUAUUUGAUAUUUACAAACCAAUCUUCCUAUAUUCAAAUAUGUCAGAUUCUAAGGUAUGUUUAAAUAAAACAGACUGUUCUUUCAACAUUGAAAUGUUCAGUGAUGAGUUAGUUAUUGUAGAAGUACCUACAAAAGAUGGAUUGAGAAAUGAUGAUGAUACUUCCAUUCUUAUGUCUGUUUGUCAUCCUAGAAUGUCUAUUUAUAUAAUAUUUCCAGUUUCAGUGUUGUUACUCAUACUUUUAUUUGCAUUUUUAUGAUAUCUGUUAAAAAUAUUAUUGUAUGCACUAUUGAUAAGAAUAAAUAUUACUGAGAGUAAGACAUUGAUUUAUUAGUAAGUAAGCAUUUAAAUGUUUGUGUAUAUAAGUCCUCCUAUAAGACUGUGAUGUUAUUUUGCUUGGCAUAUAAUUUUAUUAUUGUUGAAAAGAAUAAAGUUUAUUAUUCUAA
Molecule: messenger RNA, 1608 nt
Organism: Zerene cesonia (dogface butterfly)
Lineage: Eukaryota; Metazoa; Arthropoda; Insecta; Lepidoptera; Pieridae
Exons: 2
Coding region: 246-1421 (391 amino acids)
Source: RefSeq, a predicted model, not a curated record